UGGGUUUUAAUGGUAUUUCGUCAUUAAUCAAAAAGAAAAGUAAAUUACAUGAGUAUCCAUUACACUUACUAUUUUACAAGAAAACUUUCUAGACGGAGUACAGCAUUUAAAAGUACUACCAGUGUUACGUGAAGUAAAAGAAGUUCUUGUGUUCAAUAAUGAAAAUUUUACCAUUCUUACUAACGAUAAGUGUCACUUCGUGUAUGAGUUACAACAAAUUGUUAAAAAAAGCUGCUUCUGUUUGCGAUUCAGUCUUUUAUCAUGAGUACGUUACGUCAGUGGUAUGGAUGCGCACCGAGCCUGAAGAUAUUACUCUAUUCCUCCAACAUUUUCACGGUUCUGCGGUAAUAGUUCCUUUAGACUAUCAGAACAUGAAAGCAGUGAGCGAACUAAAUAAAGCCACGGGAUUUAAACAAACAGUUCUCUUCGCUGUAUCCGUUGAAGAAUUCAUACUUUUCAUAACAACGUUAAAUUUGGAUCUCAUAGUACCAAUUCGUAUGGUUUUAGUAUUAACAACACAAUUAACGGAUCUGGCUAUGAUAACAAAGGAAGCUUGGAAACAUGAUUUAGCAGAAAUUAUUAUAAUAAGCAAAGAUGAAAAUGAAGAAAUCCGUCUCACUACUUACUUUCCGUACAAAAAUGGAAUUUGUGGUGAUUACACUCCACAUUCUAUUUCUAACGAAAAAGAGUUAUUUCCUGAAAAAUUCAAAAACUUGCAUGGUUGCCCAAUAAAAGUCACUUUACUUAAUUUUCUUCCGUAUGUUGGAUUGCAAAAAGUAAACGGAACUAUUACAUUCAUAUUUGGCAUAGAUGGAAGUGUAUUUAUUUUAUUAAUUAAAGAACUUAACGCCAUUAUGGAUAUCGUAUCGUCAACUGACCACGGAGGCAUGGGUGUCUUUGUCAACGGCUCUUGGAAGGGCUCCUUCGGUGACAUAGUUCGUCGAGAAGCAGAUAUAUUCGCGCCUGCUGGGAUUAUUACACAGAAAAGAUUUUCAGUGGCACAAAUGUCUCAUACUUAUGAAACACUUAAUAUUCAUUGGUGCGCACCACCCCGACGUGAAAUCUACGCAUGGGCAAAAGUAUUAUUACCAUUUCUGACUAACAUUACGCCUUUUCUUGUAUUAGCAUUUACCGUUUUCGUGAUUACCAUAGUUCUCGUCAAACGUUCUAAAUUACAUGGUAUAAAAUCUAACAAGAAUGUGUUCUUACAGUCUUUCAUGAUUUUUUUAGGCCAAGGUGUAAAAUUUGAAACGAAAUCGUCAGUUAUAAAUUCCUUUUUUGUUGCAUGGUUAUGGUUUUGUCUCAUAGUGCGUAUCGCGUAUCAAGGAGAUCUUGUUAAUGGCCUACAAAAGAAAAUUUACGAACCACCUUUCGAAUCGGUUGAGCAGGCGCUCCAAGAGUUGGACGGAUAUGGAGGAACCGAACUAUUUCGUGAAUAUUAUGCUGGCUCUCCGAUAGCAGAUAACUAUCAGGUAAUCAAAAUAGGAGACUUGCCACGGUACAUAAGGGAUGUAAUUGCCGGUAAGCGGUUUCUCAUCGCGACAGACAUAUUAAUGCAUCAAUACGCGAAGAAAUUUCAGAUACUUCAAGAGCCUUUGACGCAUUCUCCGACAUGCUUGUUCAUGCGACCCGGCUGGCCAGUUUCUAGAAGAGUAGAUGUCAUAAUUAUACGAGCUAUUGAAGCAGGGCUUGUGCAAAAGAUUAUUUAUGAUUUCCACUACACAGUUCGAUUACGAAGACACGAAAAAGAAGAAGAGACAGGGACUAGGCCAUUAGGAAUGUCAACAAUGUUCGCAUGCUAUUACGGUCUCAUACUGCUUUGGAUAUUUUCUUUCGUAAUAUUUUUAUUUGAAGUUUUAUAUUACAAUUGGAAGCACAAAAUAGCGUAUAUUAAAAGGAAACGAAAUAAGCUUUUCAAAUUUCAUCACUGAUUUCUGUCGGUCAUAGGAGCAAUUUUACAAGCCUACUGUAAUAAUGUAGCGUUUUUAAAUGUACCUUUUGGUUUUAAGCAUUUGUAAAAUGUCACGGAAUAUUAUCUAGAGCUGCAAGUAACAAAAAUUAUCUGUGGUUAUUAGUCUCUUAUUAUUCUAUGAGUCACAAACUAAAUAAAAUGGAAAACGCACUGAAAACGCGUAUGUAAUAAAUAGAUAAAAGAUUUCAAGUGGGUCACGAUUCCGAUCUUGUGGUAGAUUCUGCGAAGCACUGCUUUUGCUAGGCCUAGUGUUAGAAAAUUCACUCAAGUUGAGCUCAUAAGCUCACCUACUCGUCUGCGAUGUAACGUAUAUGCGACCUAAUGUCGAUUCUCAUAACAUUAAUCUUUGCUGACCACUCUACGAAACAUACUCUAUGACUCCCCCGCCAUAUUGUCUACGACGUACGUGUUACACGCAUGGAGUUAAUAAGUACCAUAGAGUUACUAUUCUAACUGGAGUGCUUACUUCGUUUGACAUAAAAACUAAAAAUAUACUUUAUCUCUAUGGCUUAAAGUUUAUUUUUAAAUAGCAAAAGAUGUAAGGAAAAACGGUCUGAAAAGAGAAUGAUUAUUAAGUGGUGGUGUCCCUCUCGCACAUUUUACAAACAAAAAGCAGUGUUGCUAGCUUAGAGGAUUUUCCAUAAAAUCUCGGAAUUUGGACCCCGUCUUCGUUAUCAAAAAUGGCUUUUAGUGGUUAGUGGAUUUUUUAGUAGCUUGGGUGUUGUUGAAAAUUAUCGAAAAGUUUAAAAUCAAUCCACUUUACAGGAUUUUAAACAUUUUAUGACAAUAAUAUAUCUAAAUACAUAUUAUUUAAACGAAGUGACUUAAACUUAACUAGAAAAUGUUGCGAGAAUUUAGAAUUUCCAUCAACGUCAAAAAUUAAAUUGGUUCAAAAUAAACGUACAAAGUUAUGGUGAAAUUAGUUUCUGAUGAUGACAAUUUAUUAAAAUAAAUUAUAUAAGAAGUAUUGAUUAUAUGAUAUAUAUUGAUUUUUAAUAGAACAUCAUAUAUUAAUAAAGCUUAUUAACAAAAAAAUUAUUGUUCUAUGUUAAUAAGAACUCUGUUUAAUGGAAAAUUUAAUGGUAGGUACGUAGAUUUCUGAUGGUUUUCAUGUUGAAUUUGGUGGGAAGCCAGAUUAAUUGUUGGCAUCACCGAAAAAGAGCUAUGAAUGGAUUAAAAGAAAAAUGGCGUCUAUUUACGUUUGUAGUGCGAAGUUAAAAUGGCACUGAUACAGCUUGUGGCUUGUUUUUUUUUCGAAAAUCGUGAAAGUUUCCGUGUAAUCAUGGUGAACACUUUUAAUGUAAGUGGUUUUAAGCGAGAAUCGUCUCCAGUUUGUGGAAUAUCCUUCCAUAUGUCAGAUUCAUUGAUAAAUUUUUACUAGUGUGAGCAUAUAUUUUUAAAAUGUGAGAUAUUUUUUCUCAUUAUAAUAUUUAAUACCAUUUGUCUUGUAAAUUGUACUUAAUCUAUGUCAUAUACUAAAUUUGAAAAAACAAUCGUGAAAACUAUAAUUUUGCAAUGUAUUUUUCAUUUUAUAAGAGCCAUCACGUGGUAUUUUUUGAACUUUUUUUAUUGUAUUGAAUAGCGUCGCACGGAAGCAUGUAUAUCAUUUGCCUGACGUUAAGCGAACGAGUAGGAUCUUCUAGUAAAUAUGACGUUGGAAUUUCUGGAAAAUGUCCUAUAUAAAGGUCAAACAAGAAGAAUCAAGUACUCAAACGCAAGAAAUAAAAAAUACCCCGAGAAAAGCAAAAUUACGACAAGAUGUUAAGGUAUUGAAACAAAAACUUAAAAGUCGCGAAAUAGUGAUUGUAAAUAUAAAGUCGAUUUUAGAUUUAUUAAAGAAAAAUGGCGAUUUUUAAUUGAAUUGAAAUUUAAAUUGCGAAAUUUUAAUGAUACUCAUGGUCCACUUAGAUAUUGAUUAAAAUAAAUUAUGUAUUUCGUUGAAAAAAAAGAAUUUACUUAAAAUAGAGGAAAUGUUAUAUUAUAAGACUACAGAAAAUUAACUGAACUUAAUAAUAAUAAUAUGUAUAACCAAUAUUUUGUAAAUAGAGAUCAAGUACUAUGUGUAUCGUGUUAUGUGUAUUGACUUGUCAUUUAAGAGUUAUUUAAUUGUCUACAUAUAACAAAUAAAUGAAUUUCAGUUCAUUUCAUUUUAUUA
Bombyx mori (domestic silkworm) is the source of this 4127-nucleotide messenger RNA. RefSeq lists its product as uncharacterized. Bases 159 to 1931 code for a protein of 590 amino acids. NCBI's taxonomy places the organism in Eukaryota, Metazoa, Arthropoda, Insecta, Lepidoptera, Bombycidae. The transcript has a single exon. The record is from RefSeq and is a predicted model, not a curated record.